Molecule: messenger RNA, 291 nt
Organism: Linum trigynum
Lineage: Eukaryota; Viridiplantae; Streptophyta; Magnoliopsida; Malpighiales; Linaceae
Source: the annotation of a GenBank genome assembly
AUGAUUGGAGAGAACUAUCUCACGGUUCACAUGUGGGACAAGGAUUUCAACCCGUAUAAUCAUGAGAUCUUGUCAACUUUGGUGUGGGCUCGGUUACUCGACCUACAUGUCCAUUAUUUUCACCCAGAUGCAAUGACGAAGAUUGCGCAGCGCAUUGGGAAUCUGCUACAGGUGGACCAUGCAAUGAGCACGGGUGCUAUACUGGACUAUGCGCGAGUUUGCGUCCAAGUGGACCUUACGAAGCCGCUCUUGUCACAAUUUAAGAUACAUGGGAUAUUUCAUUCAAUAUGA